CGUCUUGACCAAGCUCGUGGCUCCCGGCGGCUGCUCCCAAGCUCUGCCUCUGAGGGCGGGGCCUGGCUGAGGGGUCUGACCCGGCCCUGCCCCUGCAGGAGAAACCAGGAUCGGCAGAAGCAUCCCAUGCUGCCGGAGGCUGGAACCUGACAGGAGGAAACACAUCUGAGAAGAGCUGUGUCUGCAGUGUCAGCAUGGAUUUCUCAGGCUAUGCAGGGAUGGAGAACCUUCAACAGUGUUAAGUGUACGACUGUCAGCUUAUGAGAUGGCGUCUUUGCAAAGGAAAGGGCUGCAAGCGAGGAUGCUCAGCUCUGAAGAAGAGGAGAAACUAAAAAGAGACCAAGCUUUGGUGUCUGAUUUUAAACAGCAAAAACUGGAAAAAGAAGCUCAGAAGAACUGGGACCUGUUUUACAAAAGAAACAGUACUAAUUUCUUCAAAGAUAGGCACUGGACCACCAGAGAGUUUGAGGAGCUAAGAUCAUGUAGGGAGUUUGAAGAUGAAAAACUUACUGUGCUUGAAGCUGGCUGUGGGGUUGGGAACUGUUUAUUUCCACUUUUAGAAGAAGAUCUGAACAUUUUUGCCUAUGCCUGUGAUUUUUCUCCAAGAGCGGUUGAGUAUGUUAAGCAAAAUCCUUCAUAUAACACAGAAAGAUGCAAGGUAUUCCAGUGUGAUCUGACUAAAGAUGACCUUCUGGAACAUGUGCCCUCAGAGUCUGUGGAUGUCGUCAUGUUGAUAUUUGUGCUCUCAGCUAUUCACCCUGACAGGAUGCAGCUUGUCUUACAAAAUGUUUACAAGAAUGGUGAAGAACAGACUGCAUUUGCCAUCGGAAGACCUGGAUUUUCAUCUUCCCAAUUCCACCAAUUUGCCUUGAGACCUCAGGUAUUAAAACCAGGCAAAUGUGUCUUAUUUCGUGACUAUGGACUGUAUGAUCAUGCUAUGCUUAGGUUUAAAGCUGGCAGCAAGCUUGGAGAAAACUUCUAUGUUAGACAGGAUGGAACCAGAUCCUAUUUUUUUACUGAUGAAUUCCUGGCUCAGCUCUUCACGGACACAGGUUAUGAAGAAGUGAUAAACGAGUAUGUGUUUCGAGAGACUGUGAAUAAAAAAGAAGGCCUAUGUGUGCCCAGAGUUUUCCUCCAGAGCAAAUUCCGGAAGCCUCCAAAGCACCCAGCACCCACCUCCCCAGGCCCUGGCCCUGAGUCACAAGUCCUGAUCUUUCACGAAGUAGACGCUUGUGCCUCCAUUUGAAGAAGCAGUUUAAAAUCAGUCUUUUUACUUUGUAUGUUUUUAUAUUUUAAUGGUUUUUUAAAUGAGCAUAUAUCAUUUUUGUGUGAAAAAGUUGUAUGUUCGUGCAAAUAAAAUUGCAAGGCCUAAAAAGGGAAGAAAGCAUUAUGGUAUAACACAAGUUAGCCGUGUUGUUGGACUGUGAAAUUCCAUGAAGAAAAGAAUAAGGGCCCCACAGGACUUGGAGGCCCUGUCAUUGUUCAAUGACUCUGUAAGUGUGCCUUGAGGCAGAGUGUCAGACAACCCUGUGAGAAGUGAGGCCAGAUGGCCUAAGAUAGCACAUCCUGAUGGAUUUUUACCCCAUAGGAUAAAAAUGUGCACUUUUCUUCUCUUUUUCCAGUGUUUCAUAUUUGCCUGUUUUCCUCCCCCUUCAUUUCACUUAUGUAUCUCUUCAAGACCAGUGUACCACAAAUACCAGUUUUGCUAUGUCUGUGCUCAAGAAUUUACCUCACUGCCUGAUUCUGAGACCCUCCAUAAUUGGGCCAGUUCCUGGGAGAGGGAGGGGAAGGCCACCACCUAUCCCCCAUCUGUCUAAUACCAUGUCACCAGUACAGUGGAUGUCUAGAGAUGAGUUUCAGAACUGAGAGGGGCAUUAGAAUGGACUGUCCCAGCUUCCUGUCCAGAAAAGAGGAAGCAGUGGCUAGGUGGUAAAUGACGAGGCCAAAAGCAGAUAGCUGGUGGUGUGUUGGAGAAUGGGGAAUACCCGGGAUCGUUCUGUUGAGCUGUUUCCUGAACUGAACACCAUAUAUGGCUUUUACUUUAUGAAAUAAAAUCAAAGUUCUGUUUGCCUACGAACAAAA
Messenger RNA from Loxodonta africana (African savanna elephant), 2082 nucleotides. RefSeq names its product methyltransferase 6, tRNA N3-cytidine (gene METTL6). The record is from RefSeq and is a predicted model, not a curated record. Bases 266 to 1246 code for a protein of 326 amino acids. The transcript is spliced from 7 exons. Lineage: Eukaryota; Metazoa; Chordata; Mammalia; Proboscidea; Elephantidae.